AUGUUUUGUUUGGGUAUUUAUCUAAUUAUUCGAUCGCGCUCGCUUCCAGAAUCCCUAACAUUUUCAGCUUACGCUUCUGCAAGUUUCGACACAGGGGUACCCACCAACACCAUGGCCAAAACCAUGAUGCGCAAGGGCCCGGAAUGGGUAGUUCCUCUGGAGUACUCGAACAGUCCAAUUGUUCAAGAAUUGGCGGAAUCUUGUGAGGAGCGCCCGAAGCCGCCAUCGAUCACUCAUUAUGCUGGUAUUCUCACCAUGCAGCCGUCGCCGUCAAAAACACCAUCUCAUCCUGACAGAAAAGUAACACUCCUGGAGAGAAUAGUGCGCAGUCAUCCAAUAUGGUACUUGCAACAUCUUGGUCGUCCGGCUGCAACUCAUCUGUUGAGGCAGAUGGAACCAGGCAAUUUCAUCGUCCGGGCGUCUUCGAGACCAGGUUGCAUGGCCAUAUCAGUGAGACUGUCAAAUGAGCACGAAACAUUAAUCGAUCAUUACAUUGUGCAGUAUGGCACCAGAGGAAGCGUUAUUCGGUUAGAGAGUAGCCCUUACUCGUUUCGUUCAUUACCACUACUAAUUGAGCACUACUGUCUACACCCGGAAGAGCUACAGGUCUGCCUCUGUCUUCCGUAUGCUGUUUUAGCGUGUCAAACAGCGAAGGAACUUCAAUCGUUAGCUCUGUUGGGGCAAGGUAAGAGCGUUUACAUAGUUUAG
This is a messenger RNA of Cooperia oncophora, 708 nucleotides long. The record is from the annotation of a GenBank genome assembly. Lineage: Eukaryota; Metazoa; Nematoda; Chromadorea; Rhabditida; Trichostrongylidae.